Trichophyton benhamiae CBS 112371 is the source of this 3288-nucleotide messenger RNA. RefSeq names its product fatty acid oxygenase PpoC, putative. Gene Ontology annotation, biological process: response to oxidative stress. Gene Ontology annotation, molecular function: iron ion binding; monooxygenase activity; peroxidase activity. The record is from RefSeq and is a predicted model, not a curated record. The coding region runs from base 1 to 3288 and encodes 1095 amino acids. The transcript has 11 exons. NCBI's taxonomy places the organism in Eukaryota, Fungi, Ascomycota, Eurotiomycetes, Onygenales, Arthrodermataceae.
AUGGCCGGGGGUGCUACUAACGGUGUCAAUGGAGUGACAAAUGGCACCCAUGCAACUACAAAUGGAACAAAUGGAACGAAGUCGAGCACCAGCUCACCCCCAAGCCAGAGCACAGCUCCUCGAGCUAAGAGAGGAGAUGUUGAGGGCACUUUCGCAAAAUACGCCCAACUGAUUCAUGCCUCUAGACGCCCUUUGCCUAACCAGUCAGGAGAUGGCUCGUAUCUCAGAGAAGAGACCAAAUAUACCAGCACUCUUUCCGACCUGCGGACUAUGGGAUGGAAGGGCAUUUCCACUUUGCUGGCAGUCAGGAAACACAAGAAGAGUGGAAAGCUCGACAAUGAUCGAGAGUACAUUAUGGAGCGUGUUAUCAACCUCGUUGCAGGCCUUCCACCACAAUCGAAGAUGCGCAAGGACUUGACGAAUACUUUUGUGAAGCAGCUUUGGGACUCUCUCCUCCACCCUCCACCAACCAUGCUGGGCGAUGAUUACAAGUACAGGAGCGCAGACGGAUCUUACAACAACCCAAUGCUUCCAAUGCUGGGAGCAGCAAACACUCCUUAUGCUCGUUCCAUAAUUCCGGAGUCAAUCCAACUAGGAUCCCUUCCCGACCCAGGACUCAUCUUUGAUAGCAUCUUUGCGCGUGAGAAAUUCAAGCCUCACCCGAACGGAGUUUCUAGUGUCUUCUUCAACUGGGCGUCUCUGAUCAUCCAUGAUUUAUUCCAAACUGACUAUCGAAACCCUCACAUUUCGGAAACUUCUUCGUACCUCGACCUCUCCAUCUUAUACGGAGACAACCAAGAAGACCAGAACAAGGUGCGAACUUUCAAGGAUGGUAAACUAAAGCCCGAUUGCUAUUCUGAAGCACGUCUUCUUGCCUUCCCUCCGGCUUGCAGCGUUAUCCUCAUCAUGUUGAACAGAUUCCACAACUAUGCUGUCGAGCAGCUCGCCGCUAUUAAUGAAGGUGGCCGGUUUGCCAAACCAAGAAGUGGAAUGAGCCCAGAAGCCACUGAGAAGGCUUGGGCUAAAUAUGACAAUGACCUUUUCCAGACUGGACGAUUGAUUACUUGUGGACUAUACAUUAACAUCACACUUUACGACUACGUCCGUACCAUUAUCAACCUGACCCGCAGCAACACUACUUGGAGUUUGGACCCACGAGUUGGCAUGCGUGAGGGUGCAGUUCCUGAAGCUGCUGCUAGCGGAAUUGGUAACCAGGUCUCCAUGGAAUUCAACCUGGCUUACCGCUGGCAUUCUUGCAUUGGUGCUGCUGAUGAGGACUUCACCAACAACACUUAUCAACAGAUGUUCGGAAAGAGUGGUGAAGACCUCUCUAUUCCAGAGCUUGUUGGAGGACUGGGUAAAUGGCAGGCUAGCAUUCCUGAUGACCCAGCUGAGAGAACCUUUGCUGGGCUCAAACGAAAGACUGAUGGCACUUUUGACGAUGGUGAACUCAUGAACAUAAUGACUGAAGCCAUCGAAGAGGUUGCUGGAUCCUUCGGUCCCAAAAAUGUUCCAAAGGCACUCCGUGGCGUUGAGAUCCUCGGCAUGCAAAUGGCCCGUAAAUGGGGUUGCGCCUCUCUCAAUGAGUUCCGCAAAUUUUUCGGAUUAAAGGAGUAUCAGACUUUCGAGGAGAUCAACUCCGACCCAGAGAUCUCUGGAGCUCUUCGCAAUCUCUACGAGCAUCCUGACCACGUUGAAUUGUACCCCGGUAUUGUUGCCGAGGAGCCAAAGAUUCCUAUGGUUCCUGGAGCUGGUAUCUGUCCAACAUACACUAUUUCUCGUGCCAUCUUGUCUGAUGCUGUGGUGUUGGUCCGUGGAGAUCGUUUCUACACUGUUGAUUACCAUGCGAAGAACUUGACCAACUGGGGUUACGCUGAGACUCACUAUGACCUCAGUGUCAACCAGGGCUGCAUGUUCUACAAGCUCAUGCUCAGGGCAUUCCCUAACCAUGUCAAGAGCGAUUCGAUCUACGCUCAUUUCCCAAUGACUAUCCCAAGCGAGAUGAAGAAGGUCAUGACUGAUCUCGGUCGACAUGACAACUUCUCCUGGGACCGGCCGGCCUUUAUUCCUCCUCGUGUAAACAUCACCUCUUACAUGGGAGCAAAGACUAUCUUGGAAAACUCCAAGGACUUCCGUGUCACCUGGGGAGAGGCUACUGGUUUCCUCUUCGGCAAGGGAGGACUGGACUUCAUGCUUUCUGGAGACAGUACGUUCCAUGGCCAGCAGCGCAAGACCAUGGGCAAGGCGUUGUACCACAGCGAAUGGAAGAAGCAUAUCAAGGAGUUUUACGAGGAUAUCACCAUCAGGCUUCUCAGGGAGAAGACUUGCAAGAUCGCAGGCAUCAACCAGGUUGAUAUCACCAGAGACAUUUUCGGCUUGCCAUUGAAGACUGCAGAGAACCCCAAGGGUAUCUACACCGAACAUGAAAUGUUCAUGAUCAUGUGUUUGAUCUUUACCACUAUAUUCUUCGAUCUGGACCCUGCCAAAUCCUUCCCGCUCAGACAGGCCGCCAGAACUGUUGCUCAGCAACUUGGCCAGAUUAUGGAGGCCCGUGUCAAAGCCGUCAAGGGAGGUAUUCUCUCCCUGUUCAGCCGUAUGGGUGAGAACAAGAAUGCCCUGUCCCAGUACGGUGUCCAUAUGAUCCGCCGCCUCCUCGAUUCAGGGCUCAGUGUUGAGCAAGUUACCUGGUCUCAGGUCAUGCCAACUGCAGGAGCUAUGAUUCCAAACCAGGCUCAAGUGUUUACUCAAAUCAUUGACUACUAUCUCUCCGAGGAGGGCAAGGUUCACCUGCCAGAUAUCAAACGCUGGGCCAAUGAGAAAACCGACGAGGCCGAUGAGAAACUUCUCCACUACUGCAUGGAAGGUAUCCGCUUGAACGGUACCUUCGGAUCCUACCGCGAGUCUACUGCAGCUCUUGACAUCGAUGAUGAUGGCCGCAAUGUGUCCGUCAAGCCUGGUGACAAGGUCUUCGUCAGCUUCGUUGGUGCUGCCCGUGAUCCCAACAUCUUCCCCUCGCCACAUGAAGUCCGCCUUGACCGUCCCUUGGAUUCAUACAUCCACUACGGUGAGGGCCCGCACGCCUGUCUAGGCAAGGAUGCAAACAUGAUCGCACUUACGUCUAUGCUGCGUGUUGUUGGUGGUCUAGACAACCUCCGCCGAGCUCCAGGGCCCCAGGGCGAGCUGAAGAAGAUCCCGCGUCCAGGUGGCUUCUAUAUCUACAUGCGCGAGGACCAGAGCGGCUACUUCGUCUUCCCAAUGAGUAAGUUACCAAUUGUCCAGGUUCUAUGA